Eucalyptus grandis is the source of this 2568-nucleotide messenger RNA. Its product is annotated as pyruvate decarboxylase 1. The transcript is spliced from 7 exons. Gene Ontology annotation, molecular function: magnesium ion binding; thiamine pyrophosphate binding; carboxy-lyase activity. Lineage: Eukaryota; Viridiplantae; Streptophyta; Magnoliopsida; Myrtales; Myrtaceae. The record is from RefSeq and is a predicted model, not a curated record. The coding region runs from base 319 to 2559 and encodes 746 amino acids.
AAGAUUCCCCUCUGCUUGGGGACCCAAACAAAGAAACAUCCCCUUUGCAAUAAUCAAAACCAAGGACCAGCUAAAACCCACCGUCAAAUGACAGCUCGAUCACUUUCAACUAAUUCCGUCGCUAUUCGAUUACCGGGUUCACGAGCUAGGCCACCUUUUCCUGGAGAUUUGCAUCUUUGCACAUGCCCAUUUGCCCAAUUCGUCCAUAAGAUCACCAAGAAGGCAAGAACCUUCAAACCCACCAAAAAGAUCGCAUCGUUACCGUCGAAAACUGUCUCUGCACUUGAAGUUCGGCGCAACUGAUUAGUGUUGGUAUUCAUGGAUACUGCUAAUAACGUUGGCUCGGCGGCGCAGCCCAUCUCGGCUCUGGGCAGUGGCACUCUGGGCAGCCACCUGGCCCGGCGGCUUGUGGAGAUCGGCGUGAGGGACGUGUUCUCGGUCCCUGGGGACUUCAACUUGACCCUCUUAUCUGACCAAAAACAAAAAAACUUGACCCUCUUGGACCACCUAAGAGCUGAGCCACGGCUGAACCUGAUUGGCUGCUGCAACGACCUGAACGCCGGCUACGCGGCCGACGGGUACACGCGGGUGAGGGGCGUGGGCGCGUGCGUGGUGACAUUCAUGGUCGGGGGUCUCAGUGUGCUCAAUGCCAUUGCAGGGGCUUACAGUGAGAACUUGCCUGUGAUCUGCAUCGUGGGUGGGCCUGACUCUAAUGAAUAUGGGACUAGCAGGAUCUUGCACCACACCAUCGGGCUGCCUGAUUUUACCCUAGAGCUCAGGUGUUUCCAGUCGAUCACCUGCACACAGGCGGUGGUGAAUAAAUUGGAUGAUGCGCAUAAGCUGAUUGAUACCGCAAUCUCAACGGCUUUGAAGAAAAGCAAGCCAGCUUAUAUUAGUAUAAGCCGUAGUUUGCUUGGGAUUCGUCACCCUACUUUUUCCAGAGAUCCAAUUCCUUUCUCUCUUGCACCAAAGAUAAGCAAUCCAAUGGGCCUGGAAGCAGCAGUCGAAGCAACUGCAGAUUUUCUCAACAAAGCUGUCAAGCCAGUCAUUGUGGGUGGGCCGAAGCUCAGGGUGGCCAGGGCUCAAAAGGCCUUCAUGGAGCUGGUGGAUGCCUCUGGUUAUCCAAUCACCAUUAUGCCUUCGGGCAAGGGGCUGGUGCCGGAGCAUCAUCCCCACUUCAUCGGAACCUGUUGGGGUGUUGGGAGUACAAGCUUUGCUGGGAAGAUUGUAGAGUCAGCCGAUGCCUACAUUUUCGUGGGCCCCUUUUUCGAUGAUGACACCUCUGUGGACGAUUCGUUGCUAAUUAAGAAGGAGAAAGCGAUCAUAGUGCAGCCCAAUCGCGUGACUGUAGGGAAUGGCCCUUCCAUUGGGAGGGUUUUCAUGGCAGAUUUUCUAAGCGCAUUGGCCAAGAAGCUGAAGAGAAACACAACUGCUUUGGAGAAUUACCGCAGGAUAGACGUACCUCGGGACAUUUGUCUCAAGUGGAAGAAAAUCAAUCCUGUUGGAGUCAAUCUUCUGUUUAAGUACAUUCAGGAUAUGCUUGGUGGGGACACAGUAGUUAUCGCUGAAACUGGAGACUCUAGGUUUAACUGCCAGGAACUCCGGUUGCCUGAGAAUUGCGGGUAUGAAUACCAGAUGCGAUAUGGAUCCAUAGGUUGGUCCGUAGGUGCCACUUUAGGAUAUGCUCAAGCUGCCACCGAUAAGCGUGUGAUAGCUUGCAUUGGUGGUGGCAGUUUCCAGGUCGCAGCUCAGGAUAUGUCAACGAUGAUUCGAUGCGGACAGAAGAGUAUAAUCUUUCUGAUCAACCCGAUUGAAGUGGAGAUUCACGACGGCCCUUACAACGUGAUUAAGAAGUGGAACUACACUGGUCUCGUGGAUGCCAUUCAUAAUGGUGAAGGCAAAUGCUGGACAGCAAAGGUUCGCACAGAGGAAGAGCUGAUAGAGGCAAUCGCGACAGCGACAGGACCGCAUAAGGAUUGCUUGUGCUUCAUCGAGGUGAUCGUGCACAAGGACGACACGAGUAAAAAGCCGCAAGAGAGAACACCCUCGAUAUCUCCCUCUCCCUCGAAAGAUCACCGGAGGGAGAAGAGGGAGAAAUCUCACUCGAGAUCUCACUCGAGAUCUCCCUCGAGAUCUCCCUCUCCCUCGAAAGAUCACCGGAGGGAGAAGAGGGAGAAAUCUCAGAGAUCUCCCUCUCCCUCGAAAGAUCACCGGAGGGAGAAGAGGGAGAAAUCUCCCUCGAGAUCUCCCUCUCCGAGACCUAUCUCUCCCACGAAAUGGAGAGUGAGCGAGCGACGGAGCAAGACCGUGAAGACAGCGAGAGAGAGUGAGAGGAAGCAAGGAGAGGGGAAGAGAGAGAGAGGGAGAGAGAAAGAGAGAGAGAGAGUGAGUAGAGAGCGUGCGCUCGCUGGACAGCUUGCUCGCUCAAGAUCGAGUGAGGGAGCGAGAGCGAGGAGAUGGAGGGAGGGAGCCAGGGGAGGGGUAGAGAGAGAGAGAGAGAGAGAGAGAGGAUCACUCGUGAAUAAGAUGAACGCCGAUGUACGAGAGCUUUCUGUAUGACGUAAAUUU